Molecule: messenger RNA, 3213 nt
Organism: Wyeomyia smithii (pitcher-plant mosquito)
Lineage: Eukaryota; Metazoa; Arthropoda; Insecta; Diptera; Culicidae
Exons: 12
Coding region: 217-2856 (879 amino acids)
Biological process (GO): proteolysis
Molecular function (GO): serine-type endopeptidase activity
Source: RefSeq, a predicted model, not a curated record
AUUCCGUGCAUUGUUCGUGACAUCACUGAUUGCGUAAAUUAUCUCGGUUGCAACGCAUUGCACCACACGAUACAUUGGCAGUAGUUGUAAUAACGUUUUAGUCAGUGACGGCAGUUUCAUGCACUCUGUUGAUGCCGGGAAAGCGUCGAGCGGUAGCUCGAGUGAGGGUUCAAGUUACUUCAAAUAAAGUACAAUUUCAUCGUUUUAUCAUUCAUCAUGGAGACGGUCAAAUAUCUGGUAGCCUUUGGAUAUUUCAUUUACUAUGCUCAAGCGCAAGAUGAUUCUUCAAGUUUGAUGCUUCCAAAUGAUCGCUUCACACUGGAUGAUUGCCAUCUUCGAUAUCACCUGUUUCCGGAGUUCAGUGGGAGGGGAGCAGCUAACGGACAGCCUGCAAGGCUCAAAGAGUUCGCUCACAUAGGUGCUAUUGGCUGGACUCUGUCGAAUGGUAGCGUUGAGUGGAAAUGCGGUGGAACCCUGAUCUGGGAUAACAUUGUAUUAACAGCUGCCCAUUGUGCAACCGACUCCAGCGGUGUACGACCGGACGUUAUUAGAUUUGGCGAUCUGAACAUCUACAGCUCCGAGGACGACGAUUAUGCUCAACAGCUCAAAAUUACUGACAUUGUGAGGCAUCCUAAACAUCGAUAUGCGGCUCAAUAUCAUGAUAUUGCGCUACUGAAGCUGGAGAAAAAUAUUACUCUAGAUGAAAUGGUAGCUCCAGCUUGCCUUUGGAUUGAUGAAGAAGUCAGAUUCAGAAGGUUGGAGGCUGCUGGCUGGGGUCGAACUGGUUUUGCUGAUGAAAAAUCAUCGGUGCUAAUGAAGGUAUCCCUGAGACCGAUAGACAACGAAGAAUGUGGUAAAACUUACACGAACGAUACAAACCCCAAAUUACGUCUUGGUCUUCAGGAUCAUCACAUCUGUGCUGUUGAUGAGAAAAUGGAUACUUGCGAAGGUGAUUCAGGAGGUCCACUUCAAAUCAAAUUGAUGCACAAUGGAAGGGUAACUCCUUUCCUAGUUGGAGUUACAUCGUUCGGAACGGUUUGUGGCACCUCAGCUCCAGGUGUAUACACCAAGGUGUCUUCCUACCACGAUUGGAUUAUUGAUACAAUGCAGAGCCUCGGGGCAUACGUAAACGAGUUCACCUAUAAUGCCACAUUCUGUGCGUUGCGAUACGUGAAAUUUCGCGAAUAUGAAGAUGCCAUCAUCAAUAGAAUAAAUAAUUCGUACGUUUCGACAAGCUUUGACAACCUUCAUGUGCAAGAUGGCUAUCUUCCUGGUUACGUUGCCAAACUAGGGUAUCGUUUAAGUGGACGUGAUGAUUGUUACGGUGCAAUAAUUGAUGAAACUACGGUUUUGACGUUAGCUGAAUGCGUUUUCUAUGAAGGGAACCCUGUUGAUUACAUAUCAUAUUUAGAAGACGAAAAAAUAAACGUGACUAAGAUUCAUAUCCACCCUGAGUACACGGUUGGAUCUGGGUACAACAACAUCGCUAUUUUGUCUCUGGAGUAUUUGCUAGAUGUUCAUAAACUACAACCUGCAUGCAUUUGGUAUGAACAAAAGAUACCGGCUGAUUACGAAGAAGUGCACGUUUUCGGAACUGGUAGAGAAGAUAUAAACAACUUUUUACUGAAGCCUCCGUUGAUUAAUCCUGCAAUAGGACUUUUAAGGCCUCGUUUAGCUCUUCAGAACAGGUCUACAUGUGCUAUUCCUAAGUUAUAUGAGUCCAGACUUAAAACCGGUUUGAAAGAGGAGCACGUUUGUGUAGGGAAAGAUUUCUUUUUGGUACCCAAGUCCUGUGAUUUGUUGAUUGGUGGUUCCAUAGAUGUAAUUGACCGGCGCGCUGAUGCUGAUUAUCCUACAGUUCUCGGAUUAGUGCAAUUCGGAAGAGAUUGUGGAUUCGGCGAACAUACAGUUGCAACGGGAUUCGCAACGCAUCUUGAAUGGAUGAAAUCUGUACUGCUGGAUAAUCAUGUCGGUAAAAACGAUGCGAUUCAAUUCUUAGAUCAAGAACUGCACGAAGGCGAUUCCUGUGUUUUUAACGACAAUAGAAAAAGUGGGGUUUGUGUUGCUGUUCCUAGAUGUCAACGAGAAUGGAAGCAGUUUUUGACUACGGGAAGUGUUAAAUUUUGUUCUUCCACCUCUGUUAUUUGCUGUCCAGUUGAUGCAAUCGAAGAUGUAUCUGUUUUACAUUCGGAUUUGGCAGCUUGUCCAGAUAUAUUACGAAAUAUUCAGCCGGAGGCGCCAUUUGGCUCAUUGGUAUACAUAGGCUGGAUCGAUCGAGAUGACGAAAUGACGAUCAGUUGUAUAGGUUCUAUCAUCACAAAAAGUAUAAUUUUAACUACUGCAAGUUGUCUUGAGGAUGUUGCACCAGAUGUUAUAAACUUAAUUUCGAACGAUACAGAAUAUUUUUUUGAAAUUAAUGCUAUUCUAAAACACAGCGCUUACAAUUCAACCGACAAUAGUAACGACAUUGGGCUCGUGAAGUUGACAGAUGAGCUUGAAUGGAGUUCGGAUGUAUACCCAUCGUGCCUAUGGACGAAUAAAACUCACACUCCUGUAGAUGAAGAAGCUGAGUUACUCAAUCGACCCGUGCUAGCGAUGUACAAUUCGGACUGUCAGAGAACAAACGACUAUCAGCUACCCGAAACUCAGCUUUGCGCGCGAGAUCCUUUCAAAAAUUACACCUGUUCUGGGUUGUCCAGCAUGUUGUCCUGGCAGCGGAGUGAUGGAGUAGUGUUUGUUGUUGGCUUAUCAACAACUCUGCCGGAUUGUGAAGAUCGUUACUAUAUGAUAUUCACCAGAUUUUCAUCCUACUCACAGUGGAUAAGUGAUAUUCUAUUUGAUGAAUGGUAUUUGUGAGGAUAACUCUAGCACAGCAAUGGACAGUUUAUUAGUUGAAUUUUAGCUAAGAUGAAUUCCACAAUAAAAUAACUUGAAAAGUUAUCAACAGUUUAUAUCGAGCAUAAACUGAACAUCACCAUAAAACCAUAGCAUAACUGAAAUAAUUUAAAAAUAGUUUAACACAAGUUCAUUAUUGUACCGAUAUUGUAAAUUUCGUUUCAUACCAGCUAUAUGUUUUGAUCCAUUUUGUCACUUUUUGGAACAAGAAAAGAUCGUUCUAAAACCCUUUGCAAGCUGCUUAAUAAUACCAAUUGAUGGGUAGAAUGUUUCAUUCUGAGGAAUUUUCUUACUGCAUAGAAAUAAAUAGUUGAAGAC